AUGCCGCGAACACGGUCGACCAAGCCUGCGAGCGGGUCGUCGCGACUAGGCCGACUCGCAAAGUCGCUCGCCUCACUCUACCUCCUCGCAGCCGUCGUCUACACCGCCUUUCAGCUCGUACUCGCGCCGACCGUCUCGUACCUGUCGGGAGGUGCGAUACUGGGCCAUGGCGGCGACCGAGAGGCGGCGUUCGGGACUGCAGACCCGAAUGCGCUCCAGCUUCUCGCAGCAGGGUCCGCGUUGGCGCCCUCACAGGCCAAGGGAGCGCCUGCCACGAUGACCAAGCUGAAGCACGCAGCCUUGGAAACGGCAGCCGUCAAGGCGGCCGACAUUCGCAACGAGGAUUCCUCGGAUCCGGUGUGGGCUGCGGCAGAGGCGGCGGCGAAGAAGGGCAAGAAGAAGGCGAGCACGACGUACCGGCGACCCGCAGUCAUUCUCGACAGCAAGGAGCUCGUUGAGAAACGGUUACACGGAUUCGCCGACGUCGACUGGGACAAGGACCACAUGGUCUGGCAUCACCCGACGGCGGAGGCGGCGCACUCGGGGCCUCGAGCGGAUGAGGCGGCGCUUGCGGCGUAUGGCGAUGCUCCUGCAGACGGGAAGACGAUCAGCGAGGACGAGUUCUUGAGCCUGUCGUUCGGGUCGAGCCUCCAGCCGAGCAAGGUUAUCCCCUAUUACUACCGCGCCUCCGACCCAGACCGGAUAGACUUCAACAAGGAGGACAUCACCAUCACGACGCUCGUCACAAGCAACCGCUUUGCCGUCUUUGAGCGCCUCGUCGAGCGGUAUCGAGGCCCGAUCUCCGCCACCGUCCACUUGACCGAAGGCAAGGCGCACUCGGAAAUGCUCCGUGCGCUCGAAACGAUGUACACCUCGUCGCCGCUCAUGAAGCAAUACGUCGACAUCCACCUCGUCUACGACCCCUUCGAGCGGCAGUUCAACAUGUGGCGGAAUGUCGCAAAGUUCUUCGCCAGGACUGAGUAUGUCAUGAUGCUCGACGUCGAUUUCUGGCUCUGCACCGACUUCCGCUCGCGCAUGCUCGAGUCGCCCGAGAUUAUGCAGCGGCUCAAGGGCGGAAUGGCGGCUUUCGUCGUUCCCGCCUUCGAGUUCCACAAGCAGGCCGACGGCGUUGACCCGAACACCUUCCCGUCGACCAAGGAGGGCCUCUUGCAACUCGUCAACGAUGACAAGAUCGGCAUGUUCCACAAGAGCUGGGCGCCGGGACACGGCUCGACGAACUACACGCGCUACUACGCCGCCAAGCCGGGCGAGGUGUACCGCGUGCAGGGUUACACGCACUCGUACGAGCCUUACGUGAUCUUCAAGAAGGAGGGGACGCCUUGGUGCGACGAGCGCUUCAUCGGCUACGGCGGCAACAAGGCGGCGUGCCUCUUCGAGCUGUACCUCUCGGGAGUCUCGUUCUACGUCCUCCCCGACGACUUCCUCAUCCACCAGUCGCACGCGUACGCCGAGAAGGCGCGCAAGCACGAGCGCAAGUACAAUCGCAAGCUCUACACCGACUUCCGCGAGGAGCUCUGCUUCCGGUACCUCAACCUGUUCCUCGACCAGAUCGAGAGCCCGCGGGCCAAGAACCUCGCGCUCGAAUGCAAGAAGAUCAAGGGUUUCGCGAGUACCGCAGCCCGGUACAUUGCCGCCGCAGGCGGUCCUUCCGCUUCGAAGGUCAAGGCGAAGGUCAAGCGAACGACAUAG
This is a messenger RNA of Rhodotorula toruloides NP11, 1710 nucleotides long. Its product is annotated as beta-1,3-N-acetylglucosaminyltransferase, glycosyltransferase family 49 protein. NCBI's taxonomy places the organism in Eukaryota, Fungi, Basidiomycota, Microbotryomycetes, Sporidiobolales, Sporidiobolaceae. The record is from RefSeq and is a predicted model, not a curated record. Gene Ontology annotation, molecular function: xylosyltransferase activity; glucuronosyltransferase activity. The transcript has 6 exons. Gene Ontology annotation, biological process: protein O-linked glycosylation via mannose. Bases 1 to 1710 code for a protein of 569 amino acids.